Molecule: messenger RNA, 5745 nt
Organism: Hemiscyllium ocellatum (epaulette shark)
Lineage: Eukaryota; Metazoa; Chordata; Chondrichthyes; Orectolobiformes; Hemiscylliidae
Product: tudor domain-containing protein 6-like
Exons: 3
Coding region: 1-5745 (1914 amino acids)
Source: RefSeq, a predicted model, not a curated record
AUGUGCUCGACCGUCGGGCUGCCGCCGGCGGGCGCCUGCCUGGCUUUCCGGGUGACCCGGGUGGACACCCCCCGGCCCGGCUCGGUGCUGGUCAAGCUGUGGGGCCGCUUCCAGCAGCGGGAGAGGCAACCCGAGUACCAGCGGCUGCACAGCGACAUACAGAGCUGGGCCAAGGCGGCCCGGCUGGGCGUCGGCAGCGGGCGGGGCGCCCAGCCGGCCCCCCCGUUGGAGACCAACGAGCGGUGCCUGGUGGACACGGGCGGCGAGUGGCACCGGGCCCGCGUGCUGAGCCGCGUGGGCGACGAUUACACCGUCUUCACCCUGGACGAGGGCCGGGCGCUGCCGGUGCGGGCCCGAAGCCUGGACCGAGGUAAGAAGGAGUUCUUCCAGCUGCCGCCCGAGGUGGUCUGCUGCAUCCUGGCCAACCUGGUGCCGGCGGCCGGCGCGACCACCUGGUCGCCGGGCGCGCUCUCCUUCUUCCGGGCCCUGCAAGGCCGCACCCUGGAGGCGCAGGUGGAGGCCGUGCUGCCCAACCGCCUGGUGCUGAUCGAGGUGGCGCGGGUGUCGAGGCAGCUGUGCGAGCUGGGCCUGGCCCGGCCCAUCGACCCGGCCGCCUUCCGGCUGAUGGUGGAGAUGUCCACCUCGCGGCCUUGCGGAGCGGGCGGGGCCGCCGCCACCGCGACGCCGCCGCCGCCGCUGUCCUUCAGGAAAGAGCGCGUCCCGGUACCGCCCGGAGGCGGCGCCGGUCCCACCAGCGAAGCGCCCUCCGCCUCGGGCCCGGCGGGUCACCUGCCCGGCGAGGCGGGCUACAGCCUCAACUACUUCUACCCGCUGCUGCAGGUGGACGAGACGGUGACGGUGCGGGUGACCCACGUGCGCUACCCGGACCGCUUCUUCUGCCAGCUGCGCUGCCACUGCCCGGAGCUCGAGCGGCUGCACGACAGCAUGCACCGUUACUAUGACAACAGUCGCGCGGCGCCAGCGGCCGGCCCGGUUCCAGGGGCAGCUCCGGACGCCCCGCGCCGCCUCGGCUCGCCCUGCGCCGCCAAGAGCGCCGACGGCCGCUGGUACCGCGCGCUCGUGCAGCAGACGCUGGCCGACGGCGUGCUCGAGGUCUUCUACGUCGACUACGGCGACCGCGAGGUGGUGCCGGCCCGCGCCGUCCGCAAGCUCAGCCCCGGCUACUUCAAAAUGCCGGUGGUCACCUACCCGUUCGCGCUGCGCGACGCCUCCGACUACGGCCGUGGCUGGUCGCCGCGCCACAUCGAGCUGCUCAAGUCGCUGAUCCUGCGCCGGGUGCUGCAGGCAAAGGUGGAGUACUACAGCUCGGUGGAGAACGUCUACUUCGUCACCCUGCGCCAGGAGGAUGGCUCCUCCGUCAACGCGGCUUUCAACGCCCAGGCCGAGAGCCUGCUGACCGGCUACUGCGAACAGGUCCGGGCCUGGCCCGACGCUCAGAAGCCCAGCGAGCUCCAGUGCGGCGGCGACUAUCUCAUAGGGGACCGGAGGACCGAGGGAAUCUCCUCCAAGACCAAGGAUCGCGUCCCUCUGCUGAAGAACGCCAAUCUCAAGAUCAACGCGUUUUAUGAUGUUCUAGUCGAAUUUGUGAAAGAUCCUUCAGAGUUUUGGAUACGAACCAUGGAAACGGCCAGCGAAUUUGAAAAGCUCAUGAACAGCAUUGCCAAGAAAUAUGCAAACGUGGGUCGAAAUGAAGGAUUAGUGAAAAAACCCGAACCUGGUUUGUUAUGUUGCGCUAAGUUCAAGGCUGACAACUUAUUUUAUAGAGCUGUUAUUACUGAGAUUCUUGAUGGCCACUUCAGGGUAUUCUUCAUUGAUUAUGGGAAUAUGGAAGUCGUUGGCUGGCAUGAUGUUAAGGUCUUGCUUCCAGAGUAUAGAAAAUUACCUGCCUUGGCAGUGAAGUGCUGCCUUGCUGAUCUCACACCAAAAGAUGGGAGCUGGAGUAGAGAAGCUAUUGCCUAUUUUGAAAAGGCAGUGUUUGAAAAGCAUCUGGUGGUUCACGUUUUAGAGAAGGAAAUGGACAAGUACUUGAUUGAACUUCUCGAUGUAGAAGAUGAGGGAGAACCCAGUGUGAAUAAAUUAAUCUUGCUGGCUGGUUAUGCUGAUCGCAAAGAACUUAAAAUUUCAAAUUUCAAUUCAAAGAACUUGGAUUUGUUGGGCCAUUUGUAUGUUUCUCAUUCAUCUGAAGAAAUUGUGCAUACACAUGGCAGAAAUAACAAAGAGAAAUUGGAACAAAGACCAAUGACUCCUGAAAAAAUUAGACCAUUUACAGAGUAUUGUGGAGCGUUGACAGCAGCCUUAAGUGAUUCUGUAACCACAUUAUUUUCCAGUCAAAGUGAAUUUGAUGGUGGCACAGCAACCCACCUGGAAUCUGCAAUUAUGGAGUCUCCCUAUAAACAAGAAUAUCUUAAAGUGGGAAGCACUGUGGAUGUACAAGUAUCUUACAUUGAUGAACCUGGUGACUUUUGGUGUCAAAUGACUAAAAAUACACAUGAGUUGAAAAUACUAAUGAGUAAAAUACAGGAAUAUUAUAAUACACAUGAAGAUAGUUUUCAGCCUGGUCAAUCUGCUUGUAUUGUACGGUACUCUGAAGAUGGAAAGUGGUACAGAGCACUAAUCCUUGGGAAAGUGACUGCGAUAGAAGUGGAUGUACUGUAUAUUGAUUUUGGAAAUAGAGAGAGAGUACCCAUAAGUGAAUUGCGUCUAAUAAAACCAGAAUUCCUCCUUUUCAGAGGUCAGGCAUUUAGGUGCAGUCUUUAUAACAUCAUUCAGCCCAUGGGUCCUGAUCCGUUCAUGUGGAAUGAAGAUUCAAUUGCUGCAUUUCAAGAAUUUAUUGAUAAUGCCUUAAGCUUGUACAUGGAGCUCAAAUGCACAGUAUAUGCAUUGACUGUUGUAGAAGGCAAAGGGCUGUGCAAUGUUGUAGAUUUGAAUACCCCUUUUCAGAGUGCUUGUCAGUUACUUAUUGAGCGAGGCUUAGCCAAGUUUGUAGGAUCACCUAGUAUUCUUGCCCCAUCAGUAAGCCUUUAUACCUAUUACUAUUCAACUCAUGACGUGAAAAUUGGUAGUGAAGAAGAAAUGUAUGUGAGCCAUGUUGCAAGCCCAACAAAAUUCUACUGUUUACUUGGUAGAAACCUUGGCAUACUAGAUAAACUUGCUGAUAAGGUUAAUAAACUGUCUUCUAAGAUGCAGGGGUAUACUUUUACGCAGGGGAUUGAUCCUAUCUGUCUUGCAAAAUAUACUGAUAAUCGGUGGUAUCGUGCUUUGGCAUGGCCUAUGCAAGAUAGAAUUCGGGUCUCUUUUGUAGACUAUGGCAAUAAAUUAGAUAUUGAUAAAGAUGAUUUGCUUCCAAUACCCAACAGUGCCAAAGAUGUUAAAUUUUUACCUAUGCAAGCAAUUAAAUGUGGUUUGUCUGAUAUACCAGUGGACCUAUCACUUGACAUUAUUAUCUGGUUUAAAAAGGCUGUAAUGGAUAAGCCUUUAAAAGCUGUAGUUGUAGCAAAAGAAACUGAUGGAAAACUGAUUGUUGAAUUAUAUGAUGGAAACAUACAAAUUAAUGCGAAGAUUAAAGAACAGUUAUGCCUGCAGAAUAUCAGUGAAAUCAAAAUAAAUGGAAAUACUGGUAGGCAAAAAAACAAAAAUGAAAAGUCUUGCACCCCAUACUUGAAGAGUGACCAUGACCAAUCCCCUCUUAAAAGACGUGCACUUGAGGACCAAGGUGAUAAUAGAGAUACCGAGAAGGUGACUAUCACUUGCAAGCAGGACAGGUGGAAAAACAGAACAGAAGUUAUUACACAGACUGAGGAGACUGGGAUAAAGAAAGGUGUUCACAACAAAAUGUAUACCAAGAAUACAAAAGAAUAUUUGGAUGUAAAAUCUGCUAUGGAAAUUAUCGAUCACAAAUUAGAUAGCAUUUUGGUUGAAAACUCCAUCAAAAAGAGCUCUGACUUAGAUAUAACUUGGCCUAAGUUGACAGACCUCCCACUGAUGACAUUAAGUAGUGGAUUUAAAAGUGAGGUAUCUGUCUCGCAUGUUAUCAGCCCAUCACACUUCUUUGUUCAGCUUCUCCAAAAUGAAGAUAAAGUAACUGCAAUGGAAGAAAAGUUGAAUGCAAGCAAUAUGAAUGACAGCAAAGUGGGAAGCUUUCAGAUUGGUAAUGUAGUAUGUGCAGAAUUUCCUGAAGAUGGAUCUCAAUACAGAGCUGUUGUAACUCAAGUUCAUGGUGAUACUGUUUCUGUUGAGUAUAUAGAUUAUGGUAAUACUGCAACGGUGGAUGCAUCAAAAGUUUUUCCUCUUCCUAAAGACUGCUUGGAAGUCUACCGGCUUAGUGUACCAUGCUUUCUUUCAGGAUUUCAGGAUUCGAGUUUAAAAGAAAAUAAAGAGGAAGCUGUCUCUGAAUUCAUAAAAAGAACAAAUAAAACUGGAAUAAUGUGUGAAUUUAUACAACCGUGUGGGCAACUGUGGGAGGUUAAUCUUCAUGAUGACCAGGGAUCAGUAGUUGAUUUGUUGAAUAACUUUGCAUUUAGAAAUGGUACACAGUAUUCUGAUCCCACUGAAUGCCCCAUAAGUGAUGUAAGAUCUGCUUCAAAGCUUCUUGCACAUGUCUCUGCAGUAAACUCUCCUCAGCAGUUUUGGUGUCAGUUUAAAACAACAAGUGAUGGCAUAUUUACUGAAGCUAUUGAGAAAAUGAAAGAUAACUGCCAUAAUUUAAUAUCCAAGGAUGAUUCCGCUCCUAAGGCUGGUGUUCUGUGUAUGGUGAAAAGUAAAACGAGUAAUAACUGGGCUACUUGUGAAAUUGUGCAAGUUUGUAAUAGAGGUGUUGAAGUACUCUUUCUGAAAGAAGGCAUAAGGGAAGAAGUAAACAAUGAAGACACAAAGGAAGUAACUCCUGCAUUUACAUUAACUUAUGAAUGUAAGUUGCAUGGCUUGUUUUCGGUUGAUGGAAAUAGCUGGUCUAAAGAAGCCACUGAAUUCUUUAAAGCUUUGGUUUUGCACAAAACUGUGACUGUUAAGGUGAUUAGUACUUCUGAAGAUAAUGUAUUGGAUGUGACAUUGUACGAUCACUUGGAUACAAUUGUGAGCAGCACACUGAUAUCCUCAGGAUUGGGUGUUGAAAAGCCAAAUGUGUGUGUAUCUGACAGAACCAGUUAUGGACGAUACAUCAAGAAACUUCCUUUAGUGGGUCAGACCAUUGAAGGAUAUAUAACUGCCGCAGAAAGUCCUAGUUAUUUCUGGUGUCAGUAUUCGUCCCCUGAAGUUCAAAUGUUAUCUAGAAAAAUGCAAGAAGUUGGAGUACUUGGUGUUACUAAUAGGGAAUUACUCUCUGACCUUUCAGUUGACGACAGCUGUUUUUGUAAAUAUUGUGAAGAUGGGCAGUGGUACAGAGCUGAAGUAAAAAAAGUAAAUGGAAACAUAAUAUCUCUACAAUAUGUUGAUUAUGGGAAUGAAGAUGAUGUUGGAAUAGAACAAAUGAAAAGAAUGCCCAAAGAGUUACUAAAGAUUCCCACGCAGUCUUUUCCAUGUUGCCUUUCAGGAUAUGAUUUAUCUAAAGGUUCUUGGAAAGACGGUGCUGUAGAUGCUCUCCUUCGUCUUUCAGAUCAGUUGUUAAAAAUUACUGUGGUAGCAAAUGAAUGUAAAGACACCAGUUUACCAUCUUUGUUAUUUGUCCAAAUUCAGUAUGUUGGUGGUGUAAUCAAUGAUAUACCCUGGUGGUUUGAAUCGAGAAGAUAA